Molecule: messenger RNA, 2507 nt
Organism: Thecamonas trahens ATCC 50062
Lineage: Eukaryota; Apusomonadida; Apusomonadidae
Exons: 2
Coding region: 1-2487 (828 amino acids)
Biological process (GO): regulation of Arp2/3 complex-mediated actin nucleation; cell migration
Cellular component (GO): lamellipodium; plasma membrane
Molecular function (GO): protein binding
Source: RefSeq, a predicted model, not a curated record
AUGGGCAUGGCCAAGGUGGUGCAAGCGGCGCUGCGCAAGGCGCCGGUGCGGACGGUGGUGGCGGCGUUGUGGGUGGCCAAGUGGAAGACGGCCAAGGAGGUGAACGACCGGCUGUUUGUGGCGACACCGUACGAGGUCUUCACCAUCAAGGCCGGGCGGCUGAAGAACAGUGUGGGGAACAAGUACGCGCUCAUUGAUCUGGUGCAUGUUCAGCUGUGGCCGUCGGAGGAGGGCAUGACGCUUACCUUUGUGAGCCACAAGGUGCGGCGCGAGCUGGUGUACACCGGCGUGCCCGAGGAUGUGGUGCACAAGGUGCUGGGCGCGUAUCUGGCGGCGACGCACGCGAUGCGUAGUCUUGGUAAGCGGGCAGUGGUGGUGGCGGAUGACGACGACACGCCGUACCAGUGGUGGGAGGACCAGAUUGCGGCCGAGGAGCUUAAGCCAGGCGGCGGGUUGGUGGAGGGGUACCUGGCAGUAGCGGCGCGCGACGAGUGGGCCGAGUUCUGCGAGCAGGCGUACGUGCGGAUGGAGCGAGCGGCGGCCAUGGGCGAGGCGUACGCCCGGUCCGAGGGCUCGCGCGGGCCCGGGCACGGCAAGGUAGUGCUGGACUUGACCGGCCGGCAAGGCUCGAUGUGGCUGCCGGAGGCCAAGCUGGGUCCGGUGUGGGAGGUGAUUUCCGGUUCGGAGCUUGUCUCACAUAUUCGGGCGGAGCAUUCGUCACGGCCGCAACUGCUGCGCGAGCUCGCCGAGGUGAUGACGACCAACGGACGGAUCUCGUCACUGUUCAUCAAUGCGGUCGAAGUCAAGCGCGGGGCCAAGGCACUGUCGGACGCCCUGCUGGCGCGUCCGGGCCAGGCCCUGGUCGAGCUCUCGCUUCCGUGCAUGGCGCUCAAGGACAAGGGCGUGCGCAAGCUCCUCCCGGGAUUGCGUGUUGCGUCGGGGCUCAAGGUCCUCAACAUACGCGAUUGUGGCAUCACGCCGCGCGGAGCUGUCACACUCUUUACCAGUGCAUCGACUAGCGUGGCGAUGACGAGUCUGCGGUAUCUUAAUCUGAGUGGCAACCGGCUCGGCAAGAAGGGCAGUCAUGCGCUGGCGCAAUGGCUCACAUCUGGCAAGGCAUGCAUGCUUGAGAAUCUGGUGCUCAACGACGCCGACGUGGAGAUGAGCGAACUUAGCGAUGCACUGCCGGCGGAAAAGGGCGCGAGCGGGCUGCGGGCGCUGUUUCUGGGCCAAGUCGAGAUCCGCGACAGCAUUUCGCUCUCGACUGGAACUGCGCUCCGACUCUCGAGCGUGGACAAUCUCAAUCUGGCCGGCUCGCGGAUGUCUGCGGUGGCGCUCUCGUCGGUGGUCUCGUCGUAUCUGGCGCGGCCCGAGGCCAGCGGACUCAAGCUGUAUCUUGCGCGGAUGGAGGUGGGAGGACUGGGAGGGUCGGAGACGCCGGCCAUGGUGAGUUCGUCGCUGAGCCGGGCGUUUGCCAACUCGACGUCGCUGGUGCGGCUGGUCAUGGACGAUGUGCUCCUGUCGGCCGAGGCGCUGCAAGGCCUCCUCGGCGCGCUGCGGAGCGCGAGCGGGCUGCGACACUUUUCGCUCUGCCGCGUCGCGCCGCGCAAAGCCGCCCAGCGGGCUGCGGUGGCUGAGAGCCUCUACCAGGUCCUGGCGGAGCCCGGAUGCUCGCUGGAGACACUCUGGCUCGUUGGGUCGAAGAAGGCGCACUUUGGCAACGCCAUGGAGCGAGUGCUCGAGGGUGCGGCGCUGGUGGCGAGCCUCAAGUCGGUGUCGAUUGCCGGCAACCGCGGCGGCGAGGCUGUUGCGCUUGCAGCCGCCGUAUUUUUGCGGCUCUCCAGGAGCGUGCGGGCGCUCUCGAUCUCGGGCACUGGCUUUGAGACGGUGGAGAGCCUACAGGCGCUCGCCGAAGCCGUGGCGGCGUCGUCGACGCUGGAGACGUUCCCCAUGCCUGUGGAUGACAUCACAGCUGUCUUCCGCAAAGCGCCGCGCAACUCGCGCGAGCUUGUGGAGGAGCUUGUGGCCAAACUUCGAGCGUGCGAGACGGUCAAGAUGCGGCCGGUCUCGAUUGUGACAGGCAAAGCGAUGUUUACGCCGCCGCCGCCGCCGGUCACGCCCGAGCAGCGCGCCGGAAAUCCGGCGCUGAUGUCAGCGGCGGCGGCAGCAGGCGCACGGCAGGCGCUGCUGUCGGGCGGUGACGCGCACUUGACCGGGACGAGCAAGUCCGAGUCUGCGGCGUUCAAGCGGCUCUCGGCGCUCAUGCUGGGCUCGUUUGACCCGCUUGGCGACGCAGCUGCGUUUGCAGGCACUGGAUCGGCGCUCUCGCGGCAUGUGGUGGCUCCUGGCGCAGCCGGGCCGAGCUCUAGUCCGGCUGGUACGACUGACGGGCCUGACGGCAGCGAGGCGGUCGGCGAGGAAGGCUCGUACUCGUCGUAUGCCAGCGACGAGGAGAUGGCGAGUGGGCCGGGCGAGGCCGAGUCAUAGUAAAGUGGCAGGCAUAUCGA